CCGGCUACGGGGCUGGCGACCCGGCUGCAGAGAGGCCCUUGAGUCGCUGGGACCCGGUCGGAGAGUCGGUGCGCGCGCUGAGCUGACCGCUCCCGCGGCCGCGCUGCUCGCUCGCGGCGACGUCACGCCGAACUCACCAGAAUGACUGAGCUGAGGCAGAGGGCUGUCCGCGAGCCCGAUACCCCGCCGGAGGACAAGGAGUCAGAAUCAGAAGCAAAGGUAGAUGGAGAGACUGCAUCAGACAGUGAGAGCAGAGUGGAACCUGCUCCCCUGCCAACCUCCGAUGAUACACCAGAGGUCCUCAACAGAGCCCUUUCCAACUUGUCCUCGAGAUGGAAGAACUGGUGGGUGAGAGGAAUCCUGACUUUGGCCAUGAUUGCAUUUUUCUUCAUCAUCAUUUACCUGGGACCAAUGGUUUUAAUGAUGAUUGUGAUGUGUGUUCAGAUAAAGUGUUUCCAUGAGAUAAUCACUAUUGGCUAUAAUGUGUACCACUCCUAUGACCUGCCCUGGUUCAGGACCCUCAGCUGGUAUUUUCUCCUGUGUGUAAACUAUUUCUUCUAUGGUGAGACAGUGACCGAUUACUUCUUCACUCUGGUUCAGAGAGAGGAGCCUUUGCGGAUUCUCAGCAAAUACCACCGGUUUAUUUCCUUUACCCUGUACCUGACAGGAUUCUGCAUGUUUGUACUGAGUCUGGUCAAGAAGCAUUAUCGACUGCAGUUCUACAUGUUUGGGUGGACGCAUGUGACAUUACUGAUAGUUGUAACCCAGUCACAUCUUGUUAUCCACAACCUGUUUGAAGGAAUGAUCUGGUUCAUUGUUCCUAUUUCUUGUGUCAUCUGUAAUGACAUCAUGGCCUAUAUGUUUGGGUUUUUCUUUGGCCGGACCCCACUCAUCAAGCUCUCUCCAAAGAAAACUUGGGAAGGCUUUAUCGGAGGCUUCUUUGCUACUGUGGUGUUUGGUCUUCUGCUCUCCUAUGUGAUGUCCGGAUACAGAUGCUUUGUCUGUCCUGUGGAGUACAACAAUGAUACCAACAGCUUCACUGUGGACUGUGAACCAUCUGAUCUGUUCCGUCUGCAGGAGUACAACAUUCCGGGGGUGAUCCAGUCUAUCAUUGGCUGGAAAACAGUCCGGAUGUAUCCCUUUCAGAUCCACAGCAUCGCCCUCUCCACGUUUGCUUCGCUCAUUGGCCCCUUUGGAGGUUUCUUUGCAAGUGGAUUCAAACGAGCCUUUAAAAUCAAAGAUUUUGCCAACACCAUUCCUGGCCACGGAGGCAUCAUGGAUCGCUUUGACUGUCAGUACUUGAUGGCUACAUUUGUGAACGUAUACAUUGCCAGUUUUAUCAGGGGCCCUAACCCAAGUAAACUGAUUCAGCAGUUCCUGACCUUGCGGCCAGAUCAGCAGCUGCACAUUUUUAACACACUCAAGUCCCACCUGACUGACAAGGGAAUUCUGACAUCUGCCAUCGAGGAUGAGUAGGGGCCACCCAGGGCCAGGAGGGCCAGAGAGCUAGAGCAGGACUGAGUGGGGGCCAGGUCUCCAAGACCAGCCCAGCUGCUGUGACUUCAACAAUGACAAGCUUCAACUCACUGUCUUUUUUUUUUUUUUCUUUUGGUAAAGUAUAUUUUUUAUUUGUGAGUUUAAAAGAAUCUGUAUAUAUGGUCUGUUUGUCAUUUGGGUUGUGAGUAAACUGAGUUGAAAGAAGUCACAGGGAUAGAAGAACUAUUUGUGUUUUUACAACAUCAGUAUUAAGUAGCAGGGAAGAGAGUAACACACCAGCUCAGGAUGUUUGUCUGGUGGUUCUUGCCUAUCCCCCUCAAUCAAGCUAUUUAUUUCUGGGCUGUGUGAGAGAGUGGACAUCAUCUUUGUGUGACUGGUUCAGAGGGUUUCCUCACCUGGGCUGGAGUGCAUGGAUGUUUGCCUCUGCUGUGUUGGACACCUUUCACUGGGGCUUCUUCAGCUCUGUCUCCCUGGGAGCUAUGGAGAGCUGUCUUCUGUGGGUCUGAGGGACAGCUUGAUCAGGUGAGCAUUCUAGUCACAUUGAGAUCCUGCCCGAGGCCACAUGGUAUGGUCUCACCUUCAUGAACUGGAAGAAGGGUUCAAAUUCUACUGUUUUCAGGGAGUAAGAAAACUAUUUACAAUAGUCUAGAGAAAAACCCUACUGUAAUAGUGUGGGGUAUGCAGUGGAAUGUACUGUAACUGAGCCCUAGCCCCUAUGCUCCCAUGGCUCUUGGAGGGUGGCGCAGCAGACUGUAUCUUUUCAGGGAUAAGGCUGUUCAUGUUUAUGCUGUAGGCUUGCUGCUGUUGAAUCCUUCCUGGAGACUUCUCCUGGGAGGCAGGGAACAGAGGGCUUUUUGUUCAUACUUUUUGCCUGAAUGCCCAUGUCGCUGCUGUGUUGUGUGCUUAGUACUCUUGAGGUAAGUGUAUGUAUGUGUGUUUGUUUUAAGUCACUUGUUUCUUAUGGUGAUUUCAGUUGUACCAUGACUUCUUCAUAGAAUUAAAAUUGUGGCAAACCCAACAUAAUGAGAGGCUUGGCUGUUCUGAAGAUUAAAUGUACAGUUUUUACAUAAUCUGACAAGUUUAAAGUGUAGUUUGUAUUUUACUGGGGACCUGCUGUUUGUAUAAACUGUGAUUCAUUCAUUCCUGAUCUUAUAGAUUGACAUUGACUUGGGAAGAGCACAGGCGAGAGAACAUGGCUCAAGCAUGCUAAAUUAUCCCAUGUCAUGGUGGUUUCCCUUGCCAACGAGGGCCUGAAGACUUGCUUCGGCACCUUGCUCUGUAAUGUUUUGUUUCCAAGUUGGCCUCACUGCCUCCCUGAGAGCUCACUGUUGUCCGUUGAGCGUUGUUGAGCAGUCAGAGCCCUGGCAGUGUCUCGGUUCACAUGUUCCUCUCUGGCCUUUCGCCAGGGCACAGCAUUGCAACAGCUUCUCUGUGAACUUUUACCUCCAUCUCCGCUUUGAGGCUUUCCUGUUUCAGGUCCAAGUGCCCCUUAAAAGAAAGAGUUACUGUCAGAGGUUUCAGUUUUGGCUGUGUGGCUCUGAGUAGGAAGCAUUGCUCUCAAGGCUCAUCUUCUGACCUGUCUCCUAAGCCCACUAAUUCUGUGAGUCUGCAAAGAAGCUCAUACCACCAGUGGCUCUUGAGCCAUGUCCUGGAUACCUGGAAUGAAGUGCACUCAGGCACUUGCCAAAUGCUGCCCAAGAUGAGCCCAUGGUGACUAGGAGUGAGACUGCAGCUUUCUGACGGAAGAAUGCCUUCUGAUAGAAGGACACCUCAUUUCUCUCACAUUGUCCAUUGUGGGUAUUUGGUGGGGUUCUUGAGCACAGGCCUUUUAGUUGGGGAGCUGGGGCUUAUAGAAUCCUUCGUGGGUGAAUUUGGCAGAAACAGCUGAGGCUGGUGUUUCUGUGUGAGUCUUGAUGGUGUGGGUGGAAAACCAAAAUGGGUGCACACUAGAGUUGUCAGCAGGAGGCCAAAGGCACAGCUUGGGUUUAAUUUUUUCUGGUAGAAACUAAGAGGAGGAAUUUCCCAGUCAAGUAACCAGGAGAGCAACGCCACCUUGUGGCUAUGUAGCGCACUGUUUCUGUGUUCCAUUUUGACAGGAUUGCAGGAUCUUAACAUGCACCAUGCUGAUCUUAAUUGUGUUCAUACCUUGCUUAAGACCCGGUUUGGUUUUGUUGGAAAUAAAAUGACUAAAUCUUUGUGCCCUCCCUCA
Messenger RNA from Jaculus jaculus (lesser Egyptian jerboa), 3706 nucleotides. RefSeq names its product CDP-diacylglycerol synthase 2 (gene Cds2). Gene Ontology annotation, cellular component: endoplasmic reticulum membrane. The transcript has 13 exons. Lineage: Eukaryota; Metazoa; Chordata; Mammalia; Rodentia; Dipodidae. The record is from RefSeq and is a predicted model, not a curated record. Gene Ontology annotation, molecular function: phosphatidate cytidylyltransferase activity. Bases 142 to 1476 code for a protein of 444 amino acids.